AGCUUGCGUGCUACUUCCUCGUUAGUGAGAGUGAGUGUUGAGGGCAAAAAGCGUCCAGAAGUUUUUCCACUCCGGAGUCUGGAACAGAUCUCUCUCCAUUUACUCCUCAAGGACGGCGGAUUCUGACGAGCCUCUCCAGCUACUGAACGCAGACCUCGUUUAAGAAAAAAAGGGGGAAUACCGGACCAUGGCAGGCGGUUUGGAGGAGAAGCAGCCCCUCGUCGCGGCGGUCGCCUGCUAAAGUUAGCGGCUGUGGCUAGCGGGCUGUCCGGAUUAGGAUGAGCCGGCACCUCCGAGCUUCGGAUUUAGCGUUUUAGUCCGCUUAAAGGACUCGUUUCGACGGAUAUUUGUUCGCAAAGCGCCGAUGCGGUGGGUUUCGUGCGGCUGGGACGAGGCUAGAGUCGUCGCCGGGAGGAACCAGGACUACCUUUAGCUAGCAGCUCUGGCUAGCUAGCUGCGUGUAGCUGCCAGCCGAGUUCGCUUCAAAUGUUUUGCUUUGUUUACCGGGGAACCGGGCAGUCAGUACAGGCACACGUCCACCACCUCCUCCUCCUCCUGCUCCUACAUCCCCUUUUAAAUGCCUAACCCGGAGAUUUCCCACGAUGGCCGGGGAGGCAGGAGCCCCCUGAGCCAGCGGCGACAGGAGAGGCGCAGCAAGGCGGCGAGCGCGUCGGCUAACUCGAGUCAGCGGGAGCGGCACCGAGACAAGCGGCGCUCGGCGUCUUCAUCCCGCCGGCGAAAAAGGCACAAGCGCGGCAGGGAGCGGGAGCAGUGGCCCGCGGCGGAGAGCGCGGAUAACGAGAGGCGGGGGCUAUUCGACAGGGACGGCGACGAGCUUCACGGACUGGUGGAGUACGACGACGUGAGCUCUCAGUCCGAACGCUUCUCUGGGAGCCCGUCGCCCAGGGCUGACCGGCUAAGCGAAGCUGAACUCCAGGAGAGCAGCGGGGCGAACUUCACCGGCGCUUCUUCGCCAGAGAAGGAGCGGAGGUCGCGGAGGGAAGGCGAGGCAUCGCGUCAGGCAAAGCGGGACGAGCGAGGCGCUUCGGCCGAGAGGGGCAGAGUCGGCGGGGGAGAGCGGGAGGGCAAAAAGAAGGAGCGCUCCAGUCGCGACAGGGACCCGUCGGCCAAAGCACGCGGCGUGAGCGGCGCCAAAGCCACCCGUGACGGUCUGAGGAACCACGACAGCAACGGUCGAAAGUCAUCAGCGGAUAAGCGGGACUCCAAGCGGCGCAAGAGCAGGAGCAAGUCGGACAAGAAGGAGCCGCCAUCCGCGUACAGGGAAACCCCGCAGGCGUACAGGGACGAGCGUGAGGAGCUGCGGGCCUACAGGAGGAGCCCGGGCUUCAAAGCCGACAGCCCUUACGGAGCUUCCUACUCGUACGGGGGCGGCUAUCAGUCUCCCGCCUACAACCAGCUCAUAUCGAGGCGAAGCCCCAGUUACGGGAGCAAGAGGCAGUCGCCCAACACGACCUACUACGGCCGGGACACGGAGCUGUACGGCGCCUACGGGGCCCCCAAGUCGCCCGUCUCGCACUCAGCCGCCAAGAGGAAGCGCUCGCCGGCCAGCCCCUACGCGUGGCGCCGCUCCCCGAGCUACGGGCGCCCCAGUCCGGCCUACGAGCAGUGGGAGAGUGCCUCCAGUCCGUACGGGCGGAGGAGGUCACGGAGUCCUUUCCGCAAGUCUCUGAGUCCGAGUCCAGAGUUGAGGCGGCCAGGGAAAUCACGGAGCCGUAGUCCGUACACGUCUUCGCGUCACUCGCGCUCCCGGAGUCGUCACCGCCACUCUCGCUCACGCAGCCGGCCAUCCAGCCUUUCCCCCAGCACACUCACCUUCAAGAGCAGUCUGGCUGCUGAGCUCAGCAAGCAGAAGAAAGCCAAGGCUGCAGAGGCCGCUCGCAUCAAAAGCUCCAGCAAUGCCUCCACACCUACCAAAGGCUCCUCUUCUUCCUCCAGUGCCCCUCAGCCCAGCCCCAUCACCAACCAUGCAGUCAAGAAGACACGACCCCCUUCCCCGCCACCGGUGUCGGAGAGAGGUCCUAGAACCCCUGUGUCCAGCCAGCCUCAGUCCCCUGUCGACCGGCCAGCCAAGAGCAGCUCAGAGGCCCCUCUGCCUGGCAAGGAGGGCAGGAUAAAAGAGGACAAGAGGAAAGGCCAGUCCUCUCAGGGGAAGGAGAAGGAGAGAACAGCAGCCUCAGUGUCAUCCUUGCCUCUGCCCCCCACCCUCCUAGACCACAUUGAUGGAGCUGAUAGCUUGAAGGACUCCUUAUCAACACACUCAGGGAAGAAGAAACCAGAAAAGAAAACUCGCCACCUGCUCACUGACCUUCCUCUCCCUCCUGAACCUCCGGGCAGUACUCUUGGGUCACCUCAUAGUCCACCAGAGGAGAAAAAGACCCCCACUUUACGUAGGAGACCCAAAAUAUGUGGGCCACGCUUUGGAGAGAUUAAGGAGACAGAGAUAGACUGGGGCAAGAGAUGCGUUGACAAGUUUGAAAUCAUUGGGAUCACUGGGGAAGGUACCUAUGGACAGGUGUACAAAGCCAAGGAUAAGGACACUGCUGAGAUGGUGGCCCUGAAGAAAGUCAGAUUAGACAAUGAGAAAGAAGGAUUCCCCAUCACAGCUAUCAGGGAGAUCAAGAUCCUGCGGCAGCUCAAUCACAAGAGCAUUAUUAAUAUGAAGGAGAUUGUCACAGACAAAGAAGAUGCCCUGGACUUCAAGAAUGAUAAAGGGGCAUUUUACUUGGUGUUUGAGUACAUGGACCACGACCUGAUGGGGCUUUUGGAAUCUGGCCUGGUCCAUUUCAACGAGAGUCACAUCAAAUCCUUCAUGAGGCAGUUGCUGGAGGGCCUGGAUUACUGCCACAAGAAGAACUUCCUGCACAGAGACAUAAAGUGCUCUAACAUUCUGCUCAAUAACAAGGGCCAGAUAAAGCUGGCAGAUUUUGGUUUGGCUAGACUCUACAACUCGGAGGAAAGCCGACCCUACACCAAUAAAGUGAUCACUCUGUGGUACCGUCCGCCGGAGCUGCUUCUUGGGGAAGAACGGUACACACCUGCCAUUGAUGUGUGGAGCUGCGGGUGCAUUCUUGGUGAACUCUUCACUAAGAAACCAAUUUUUCAGGCCAACCAGGAGCUAGCACAGUUGGAGUUGAUUAGUCGUAUCUGUGGCAGCCCUUGUCCUGCUGUGUGGCCAGAUGUGAUCAAACUGCCAUACUUCAACACCAUGAAACCAAAGAAACAGUACAGGCGCAGGCUACGCGAAGAGUUUGCUUUUAUUCCUCUGACAGCGCUGGACCUUUUUGACCACAUGCUGGCUCUGGACCCCAGCAAGCGUUGUACAGCAGAACAAGCUCUCAACAGCGACUUCCUGAAAGAUGUCGACCCAGCCAAGAUGCCCCCACCAGAUCUCCCUCUUUGGCAGGAUUGUCAUGAGUUGUGGAGCAAAAAGCGUCGGAGGCAGAAGCAGAUGCCAGAGGAACUGGCUGUUCCUAAAGCUCCACGGAAAGAGCUGGGGCUGGACGACAGCCGCAGUAACACGCCUCAGGGUUUCCCUGCUGCUGUGGGCCACAAAGGUCCCAGUGCUGCCGCUGCUGUCAUGCUGGACCCAAAAGGUCCAAACUCGCAACUGACCCAGGAACAGUUGGCUGUGCUUCUGAACUUGCUCCAGUCCAAGAGUGCCCCUGCGGGCUCUGCACAGCUGUCCCAGGCCAUGGGCCUCAAGAUGAACCCAGAAACUCUGCAGCAGCUCACCAAGGCCCUGCUCCCUGGGCCUGUAGAGCUGGACAGGCCUCCAGAGCCUUCUGUCCCUCCCAUCUCCCAGUCUAAGGCCCCUAAACCACCCCAGCCUCCUCUGAUGGUGGGUGGUGCACCUCGAACCCCACCCAUACCCAAGCCUCCAUCACCUCCAACCCCUCAGCAGCAGGGCAAGCCUGAUGGAGAGGCCACGGCUGCAGUCACGCAAACCGCUGUCACUAUGCUGCUUGCUCAGCUUCUCAAGGUUCAGCAGAGUGCAGAAGUCCUUGGGCCUGAAGGACCAGAUGGAACAGUUUCUGCAAUGCUUGGAGGGGCUGCUGCUUCCCUACUCUCUGCGGAGAUUAAACAGCCCAGCCCUGUCUCACCAGUCACAGACGGGAGUGGACUAUCUUCCAGAGCCCUGGAGCCGCUGUCCAUCUUGCCUCCUGACCAGAGGCCUCCCGAGCCUCCAGAGCCCCCUCCAUGUGCGGACCUGGACUACCGACAAGCCCCUGAAACCAAGCAAAGUCUCUCCUCCUCCACAGGAGCAGGAGAUGUACCGCGACCACCUGAGCCUGAUUAUCCUCCCCCACCAAGAGGUGCGGAGGGACCUGGGUAUGGGGCGGACUAUCCCCGGCCACCUCCCCCACCCUUUCCCUCCACAGGCUUUGGAGACAGCUACCUCAGCCAUAUGAUGGGAGCAGGAAUGACUUCCCAUGCCCUGAGGGAGGCUUUCAGUGGCAGCGCGAAUGUGCCCACCUCAGCCUCUGUUCCCUCAGAGCCCUUUGCUCAUGGAGGACCAGCAGGUGUUGGGAGUACUGGUGGGGGUUCUGGGGGAGGCAGUAGCAGUAUGGUUUUUAGUGGAGACAAGGACCAUCGCUUUGAAUACAAUCAUAGCCCUAUACCUGUGGAGGGCACCUCCCAUUCCACCAGCAUACAUCUCUACAACCCUGCUAUUGGCCAAAAGGAUGGAGGACCGCCGCCCCCUUCCAUACCUCCACCUCCUCCAGGCCAAGCCUGGAGCUCGCCCUCCCAGCCUGGGGCCCCGCCCCUCCCACUUGGGUAUGUCCCCCAUUUGAACACUGCAGCACUAAGGGGCAGGGGUCUCCCUUACUGACAGGCAUCUAAGCCGAGGAGGAAUAACAUAGUACCAGACUCACGCCUCAGAAAAGGAAGACUCUAAAAGACAAAAGCAGUUGCUGCCUCCCAGGCCAGCACUGAGUGCACUACAGAGGCACACUUAAUUUGUAAUAAUUCUAGUGAUGGAUACACGGGGGGAGGGGGGCACUCCAGUGGAAGAAUGUGGCUAGAGUUACGACUGGAGGGAUGAGUUGAGGGGAAAGGGUUUUCCUCUCAGACAUUUUUAAUUAUUUACCCCCUCUCUUUGAUUUGGUAAUCUAUCCUACUGCUGUCUUUUAAAUUAAAUUGUACCUUUUUGAGUGUGCAUUUACCGUCCACGGUAAGUGUUUUUAUUCUCUGUACCUUAGUGUCUCCUUGAAUUACAUAAGGACAGACUAGUAUUACAACGUUUUGCACUACUGAGUAAAGUAGGCAGAAACAAAAAGGUAUGAAAUGAAUGAUGUGCUGUAUCUGCACAAGAUGGAAUGACCAGUAAUGUAGUUUUUUUUCUCUCUUCUUAAUUUUAAUUUUUUUUUUUUCCAAAUGACUCAACUUCACUGGAGGGGCUUUUAAAAAAAGGACUCCAGAAAGAUUGGCAGCACUUGAGUGACAAGUCCUCCUUUAGAUUGGUUUGUCUGCUGAACAACUGAAUGGAACAAAGCUGUAUUUUCUCACCAGUUCCACCAGCCGUUGUCUAUAGCCAUUGUAAAAUGAGACAAAAACAAAGACAUUUAAUCCAGUUUCAAAAAGGAAAGGAA
Molecule: messenger RNA, 5612 nt
Organism: Colossoma macropomum (tambaqui)
Lineage: Eukaryota; Metazoa; Chordata; Actinopteri; Characiformes; Serrasalmidae
Gene: cdk13
Product: cyclin-dependent kinase 13
Exons: 14
Coding region: 578-4852 (1424 amino acids)
Biological process (GO): transcription elongation by RNA polymerase II; protein phosphorylation; positive regulation of transcription elongation by RNA polymerase II
Cellular component (GO): cyclin/CDK positive transcription elongation factor complex; nucleus
Molecular function (GO): ATP binding; RNA polymerase II CTD heptapeptide repeat kinase activity; cyclin-dependent protein serine/threonine kinase activity
Source: RefSeq, a predicted model, not a curated record